ACUUGUUUUUCAUAUCUCAAGCUCCGCCAUGUUUUGAGGAGAGGUGUGUUGUUUGGAUUGCUAGCAACAUUUUACAUAAACUCUUAUCUGCAAAAUGCACACCUCUCACCGACUUUAAUUUAUUUGUAUACAUGUUAUCGCCCUUGAAGGCUAUUAGGUCGCAGUACAUAAUCAAAUGAUAACGGACCUCCAGCUCUCUUGUGGUUAGCAAUCUUUUGAAGAAGAUUAACAGGGGCUUGCUGCCUCCUACACAGAUUCGUUCGUCUCCUUCUUUCGGAAUGUUCUCAAAAAAGCCUCAUGGGGACGUCAAAAAAUCAACACCGAAAGUGUUGGAUCCCAAAAAAGAUGUACUGACACGCCUAAAACACCUGCGGAUCGUUAUAGAAAAUGCAGAGUCGGGGGACCUGAAGCAUUUCUUUGACCAGUACUACUCUCACAUCUACUAUGUGUUCUUUGAGAACUUUGUUAUCAUUGAAGUCAGUCUCAAACAAAAAGGUCACAAAUCACAAAGGGAAGAACUUGACUCCAUUCUUUUCAUAUUCGAGAAAAUUCUGCAACUCCUACCAGAGCGAAUACAAGCACGAUGGCAGUUCCACAGCAUAGGCCUCAUUCUGAAGAAGUUGUUGCACACUGGGAACUCGUUAAAGAUCCGAAGGGAGGGUGUACGUCUGUUCCUGCUAUGGAUGCAGGCCUUGCAAGGCAACGCACUGAGAGAGCAGCUAUGGAUUUUUGCCUGUCUGAUCCCUGGCUUCCCAUCUCCCCAGUCAGAGCUUGGCCCUCGAACCCUGGACAACCUGGUCAACCCCCCUCUCAGCCUCCAGGAGACUCAAGUGACUCCAGAAGAGAUCAGUCCCCUGGUCCCUCCUCAGGCAGGGGAUAGAGCCCAGGAAGACCUCACAGGAUACUUUCUAGAGGCUCUUCUGAAAUACAUGGCCAAAAGUCUGGAGUGGAAGUGUAAAGACAACCACGAGAAGGGCUUUGCAUUCCUGUUUGGAAACUUCAAGAAAUAUUACCUGCCGCACAUAUUCCCCAACUUCUCCAAGGAGACCAGUUUGUACCAUCCCAUACUGGAGGUUCCUUCGAUGAGACCAAAGCCUUACUACAGUGUGGUGAAGAAAGAACCAGAGACCAACGAGGCAGUGUACUGUACCAAGGAGAGCCUCCUCAAUGCCCGUGUCAUCUUCAUCCGCUGGCUGGUGUCCUUCUGGCUGGAGCCACGCUCCAACACUGGAACACACAUCCCCGGGGUGGACGGAGAGAGGGAGAGCGUUCCAAAGAACAUCCAGAGGGCAGCAGCAGGGCUGGCAGCGCGGGGACAUGGCCUGGGGGAGGACCUGGGCCCCAGGACAGACAGCCUGGACAGAGCGAUUGGGUGUGAGCAGGAGCAGUCCCACUCCAACACCUCCACCCUGACGGAGAGGGAGCCCAGCUCCUCCAGCCUGUGUAGUAUGGACGAGGAGCACCUCACUGACAAGGAGGUGGUGAGACGAGUCCUCUGUUCCUCCAGGACUAACGUCAACUUCAUCACCGAGGUCUUCAGACAGGCCUUCCUGUUGCCGAUGUGUGAGGCUGCAGCCAUGAGGAAGGUGGUGCGGGUGUACCAGGAAUGGUUCGCCCAGGAGGACAAGCCUGUGUUUAUGAGGGAGCCGGAGGAAGAGAGGUUCUUUACCACGGUUGGAGGGAUCAACCUAGAGCCUGUACCCCAGCAGGACGCUGAGAAGGAGGAGGGGGUGAAUAAAGUGUCUGAGAAAGAGCUGCUGGAGUACAGUGUGCAUGCCGGUGUUCAGCCCACUCUACAGGUGUUUGUCACCAACUCUGCCAAUGUUUUUCUGCUGGAGCCAGCCAACGAGCUCAAGGUGUUGCUGGAGGAACAUGUUGACAUGUGCAAGAGGGUCCUCAACAUCUAUCGCAGCCUGGUCAUGCAUGAAACCAUGGACCAGAAGACAUGGGAGCAGAUCUUGCUGGUGCUGUUGAGGGUGACAGAGUGUGUGAUGAGGAGACCUCCCUCCAUCAUGCCCCAUGGCAAGAAGAACAUCACUCUCUCUGGGAGGCUGGCCGGGGCCGUCUUUCAGACCUUGAUAGUGGCCUGGAUCAAAGGGAACCUGAACGUGUACAUCUCCAGGGAGCUGUGGGACGACCUGCUGGCCGUGCUGUCCUCGCUCACCUGCUGGGAGGAGUUGGUCACAGAGUGGUCCCUCACCAUGGAGACGCUCACCAAAGUUCUGGCCCGCAACCUGUACAGUCUGGACCUCAACGAGCUGCCCCUGGACAAGCUGAGCGAACAGAAACAGAAGAAACACAAGGGAAAAGGGGGCGCUCACGAGGGCCAGAAGACUGCUGUGGGCCAUUCGUUCUCUAAGGGCUGGAGCAGGGACCAGCCUGGGAGCGGUCAAGCAGCAGCCAUGAGGCAGCGCAGUGCCACCACCGCUGGCUCCCCGGGUAUGGAGAAGGCCAGGAACAUCAUGCGCCAGAAGACUGUGGCCCUGCGUAGCUGCUCUACGGGCGACAGCUUCCUGUCCCAAGCCUUUAUCCGCAGCGCUAAAAGUGCCCCUGUCCUGAUCCAUCCUCUCCACCCUCUCCUGUCUGACUCUGUCCUCACCUCCCUAGCUGACGAGCUGGCAGAUAUGGAGGACCCCCCCAUGGUCAUGACCUCUCGGGCACCCAGGGUCCGCCACUGCUCCCAGAGCGAGAAUACCCCGGCCUCUGAGGUGUUCUCAGCAUCCAGUGACCUGGAACACCAGGGGCCUCCGCUCCCCCGCAGCAGCAGCGCUUCUGACAUCAUGGAGCCCUUCGUCGCUGAGAGGGUCAAAGGUGCACUUCCUGUCCCCGACAGUCCCCCCUCUCACUCCACCAUCACCGCUGUCUUUGCCCCCCACCACGCCCACCACCCCCCUUGCUCCUCCCGGAGCCACUCCCUGCACCCCCCCAACCCCCACACAGCCCCAGGUAGCAGGGUGGCCUCUCUGGAAGUGGGGGAUAGCAUCUAUGACUACUACCUGUGGCAGAUGAUCGGCCCUCGCCCCCCUGCCCCUGACUGGACAUGUGGUGGAGCCUCCUUCUCCUCCAACCUCACCCAGUCCUCUGAGAGAGAUGAGGAGGGGGAGAUGCAGGGGGAGGAGGACCUGCUUAGCUCUCUCAGGGAGUACCUGAUGCACAUAAGCCUGGAGGGGGGAGAUGGAGGGGGGGAGAGGGGUGGCCCUAGUGACGCUGUGGAGGGUCACACUGUGAUGGUACAGUCAGGGUCACAGCAGGUCAGGAGACAGGUCCAGGUAAGGCAGCAUAGCAUCUUAAACUCAGCAGAAGAGAGCAGUACAGAGGUAGAGCAGCAGCCUGCUGAGAAGAGCAUCUAUGAGUGUUUGGAACAGAGUGAUGACUGGGAGCUGAUCAGCAGGGCGAGCACUAGUCUUGACCAGCAUGUAACUACUCUGGGAACAGAGAAUAGGGAAGAGCCCUACUUGGUCAGGCAAGACGCCACAGAGUGUGAGUAUAAAAAUGAAACAGGAGGUUCAGGCCAAGAGGCCCAUCAGCCCCAGCAGCAGUCCUUCUCCCCCAACCUCCACCACUCCCUGAAGCCCAGGCUGGUCCGGGGUAGGCCCAAAAAGCGCCAUGGGGCAGGGGGAGGGGUACACGUCAGCUUCCGGCCCUCCACAGAGUCUGUCCAGUUCCACAGCCCUCUAGACUCCAAGGAGGCCCACUGGAGGACCAGGCUGCGCCGCCUCAGCCACUUCAGCAGCCACUCUGUAGGAGGGGUGGGGUCUGGAGGGCUGGGGCAGGGUUGGGGGUCAAAGGGUAAAGAUAGGUCAGGAGGGGAGGGGGUGAGCGGAAGUGGGGAGCAGCCGGAACGGGAGGCCAGUGGAGUGGGGGGUCAUGCGACUGAGCCAGGACGUGUCCGUCUGGGGCGCUCCUCCCUUCGGCCUCGUGGGACCCGGUCCAGGUCCCAGGAUGCGGAGUCGGGGCUCAGUCCUUCUCGGCAGCAGCAGGGGGCUCUGUUGGGCGGUGUGUAUAAAUCUGUGGUCCAUGCUCUCUCCAAGCCCAAGGCCCACGCCUCCGGCUCCGCGUCCCCGCAGCGGCAAAGCAAAGCCCCCGGCGUGGCCACAGAGGCGCCCCUGAGGGACCUGUACACUCAUGUAUUGGGCUAUUUUGGAAAGAAAGCACCAGGCAACAAAGAGGACCCUUGUCAGACGAUGCGUGCUGUGCCCAGUGAUAACGGCAACCAAAACUUUGGAGACCUGAUGGACGAAUUUAUCCAAGAGCGUCUGCGAGCGAGAGGCACCUCUGGCAUGAGAAGGCGUGGCAGUAGCCCCUGUGGUCUGGAGAUCCCCAAAGACCUGCCGGAGCUCCUGGGCCGUCAGAACGUCUCACAACCUGUGGACGACCCCGGUGUGCCCUCUGAGUGGAACUCCCCCGCCAGCAGCAGCGACGUCAUCAGCUCCGACAGCCAAUCAGACUCCUUCAACGCCUUCCAGUACGCCAACUGCAAGUUGGAAAAUUUCAGCUUUGGUCCAGAUGGCUGUGGUGCGGGGUCUUUGGACCAGGAUAACGCUAGCCUUGGAGGGCUGCCGCAGACUGCAGAGGAACAGGAGCUGUCCAGCCUCACCACCCUGCACAUAGAUUCAGAGACCAGCAGUCUGAGCCAGCACGGCCUGUCUGCAGACGCCAUCACCAUCACAGGUUCAGAGAGUGCGUCCCCCAUGCAUUCCCUGGGUGGUUCCUGCUCACAGAGCCCGUCUCCAGCCACCCUGACCGCUGAACACAUAGGGCUGCAGCACGAGGACCUGCAGCUGGAUGAGAAACUACAUCACUCUGUACUACACACUCCUGAUGACCUGGAAACCAGUGAGGUUCCUACAGAGGACUGCAGUGUGAUGGCCGGUGGCUCCCUGAUCGGUUGGCACGCUGACGUUGCCACGGUGAUGUGGCGGAGGAUGCUAGGCAUUCUGGGUGAUGUGAACACCAUUAAGGACCCAGAGAUCCACGCGCAGGUCUUUGACUAUCUCUGUGAGCUGUGGCAGAACCUGGCCAAGAUCAGAGAUAAUCUGGGCAUCUCUCUGGACAACCAGUCAUCUCCUCCUCCCCCGGUCCUCAUCCCUCCCCUCCGGAUCCUCACCCCCUGGCUCUUCAAAGCAACCAUGCUGACAGAGAGGUACAAACAGGGGAAGCUACACGCCUACAAGCUCAUCUGUAAGAUCAUGAAGAGGAGGCAGGACGUUUCGCCCAACUCAGACUUCCUCACUCACUUCUACAACAUCAUGCACUGUGGCCUUAUGCACGUCGACCAGGACAUAGUGAACACCAUCAUUAAGCACUGUUCUCCUCGGUUCUUCUCCAUCGGGCUGCCUGGAGCCACCAUGCUUAUCCUGGAUUUCAUCAUCGCAGCCAGCAGAGUCACAGCCUGCUCCUCCCUCAAUGCCCCACGGGUGGAGGCUCAGAUCCUGCUGGGUUCUCUGGUGUGUUUCCCUAACCUAUACGAGGAGCUGCCUGCCCUACACCCCACCACCGCUGACGUGGUCAUGACCAAGUUCAGAGACGUUAAGGAACACAUCAUCAAACACAUCCUGAGUUCAGCCAUAGAUGAGCCUUCAGCCCCAGCCAGGUGUGUGGCCCUGUGCAGUCUGGGUAUCUGGCUGUGUGAGGAGUUGGUCCACGGCACCCAGCAUCCUCAGAUCAAAGAAGCCCUCAAUGUCAUCUGUGUCACUCUAAAGUUUCCAAAUAAAACUGUCGCGCUGGUGGCCUCCGACAUUCUGCACUUGCUCAUAAACUAUGUCGAUGACCUUCAGAAAUUCCCCCUCGACACUCCAAAGAAAAUAGUUGAGAUCCUCAUAGCGACUAUCACUCACCUGCUUCCCACUACAGAAUCCUCGCCUCAUGAACUGGACAAGAGGUUGGUGGUGUCUCUGCUGUUGUGUCUGCUGGACUGGGCGAUGGCUCUGCCUCCUAAAACUUUGCUGCAGCCUGUCCAAACCCUCAGCCCCGACAAGGAGAAGCCAGACAAGUCUGUCCUCAGCUGUAUCUACAAGGUGCUGCAUGGCUGUGUGUAUGGGGCCCAGAACUUCAACAGCCCUAGGUAUUUCCCCAUGAACCUGUCAGACCUGACCAGUCCAGACUACGACCCCUUCCUGCUACUGGAGAGUCUGAAGGAACCAGAGCCCCUCCACUCCCCUGACUCAGAACGCUCCUCCAAACUACAGCCUGUCACUGAGGUGCGGAGCCGUAUCCAGCACGGUCUGAUCUCCAUCGCUGCCAGGACUGUCAUCACCCACCUGGUCAACCACCUUGGGCACUACCCCAUGUCUGGAGGCCCUGCUACCCUGACCAGCCAGGUGUGUGAGAACAUGGACAACCCCUACAGCGAUAGCCCUGACCUGGCCCCAGAGCUCUUUGAUGGGCCCAACCUACAGUUCUUUGUCCUGAAUGGCACCACCCUCCUAUCCUGUCUGCAGGUCCGUGCUGAGGACGGUGUGCCUGGUGGAGGAAUGUCUGCAGGCCUCACCACCACCAGUGCCUGUGUGAGGGUUAUCGUCCGAGACAUCUCCGGAAAACACUCGUGGGAUUCGGCUGUGCUGUACGGGCCACCUCACUGUGGUGUUCCCAAUCAGCCCCUGCACCUCUACAGUAACACACCAACAGAGAGAAUGACUACAGAGGGGGAGAAGAACUGGGUUGGAGACCCUAUAGAGAAGGAAGAAGAGGAGAGGGAAGAGGGGGCAGCACCAGAGGAGGAGGUGGUGGUGUUGGUGCUGGGAGAGGAGGAGCAGGGGGAGGCUGUGGAGGAGGAAGGAGAGGAAGAAGAGGAGGAAGUGGAAGGUGUGUUGGAGCUCAUGGCCCCGCAAGCUAAGCGUGUGUGUCGCGAGGCGGUCCCGUCCUGGAAGUCCCUGCGAGAAGAAGAUGCUCUAGAUGAGAUGCUGCAAUACCUGGCUUACUCCAGCCCCGAGUGCCUUCAGGGUGCCGGAGGCCCCCUUAACAUCCCCGCCCCACCCCCUGUCUGCGUGUCGGAGAAGCAGGAGAACGACGUGAUCAACGCCAUCCUGAAGCAGUGUGCAGAGGAGAGGGACUUUGCGGUGCACAGGGGGAAUGGGCUGAACAUGAGAGCCGUGGAGCAAGGGGAGCCAGGGCCUCAGAGGCCUAAGUCAGCCUUCUACUACUGCAGGCUGCUACUCAACAUCCUGGGCAUGAACUCCUGGGAGAAGAGGAGCAACUUCCAUCUCCUGAAGAAGAACGAGAAGCUGCUUAGAGAGCUUAAGAACCUCGACUCCAGGCAGUGUCGAGAGACGCACAAAAUAGCUGUGUUUUACGUGGCAGAGGGGCAGGAGGACAAGCACUCUAUCCUGUGUAAUACCAGGGGGAGUCAGGCCUAUGAGGACUUUGUCUCUGGGCUGGGCUGGGAGGUGAACUUGACCAGUCACUGUGGCUUUAUGGGAGGUCUUCAGCGGAACAAGAGCACUGGUCUGACCACGCCUUACUUUGCCACCUCCACCGUUGAGGUCAUGUUCCACGUCUCCACGCGGAUGCCCCCAGACUCAGACGACUCACUCACCAAAAAGCUAAGGCAUCUUGGGAAUGACGAGGUGCACAUUGUGUGGUCUGAGCACUCGCGGGACUACAGGAGAGGCAUCAUCCCUACGGAGUUUGGAGACGUCCUCAUUAUCAUCUACCCCAUGAAGAACCACAUGUACAGCAUCCAGAUCCUCAAGAAGCCAGAGGUACCAUUUUUUGGGCCCCUGUUCGAUGGAGCCAUAGUGGAUGAGAAGAUCCUUCCCACCAUGGUCCGGGCCACGGCUCUCAAUGCCAGCAGGGCUCUUAAAUCCCUCAUCCCCCUUUACCAGAACUUCUACGAGGAGAGAGCGCGUUACCUGGAGACCAUCGUACAGCACCACCUGGAGCCAACCACCUUCGAGGACUAUGCAGCAAGAGUCUUCUGCCCCGCUCCCUACCUCCACCUGCCGUCAGACCCCGGCUCAUGCCUCGAGAGUCAGCAGGGAGAAAGUCCAGCAGCAGCGCUUCUAGACGGGGCCGACCAGUUAGCCUUGCCAAUGUCCCCUCGUACUAGCAAGAGCCGUAUGUCCAUGAAGCUCCGACGCUCCUCCGGCUCGGCCAACAAGACCUGAUCGGACUUUCCCUCCGCUGACCCUCCUCCACGCCACACCCAGCGAGAAUUCACAGCCUUCAGAUGAAGAGACUGACUCUCUCUCUCUCUCUGUACCGUACAGCUAGGACUGCACUACACUGCAACUACCAGCCUUUACCUGCUAAAGGCGAUGCAUGGCAUGUUAUGUACUCCAACUACAUGGACAUGGACACACCUGCCCUGCAUGGCCAGACUCCGCAUCUCCCUUACUGUACAACCCUUCCAAGAUGCAGGAUUAGGCCCUUGAACAGAGCCAGGCCCUUGGGGGGCCAGCCCAGGGUCCCCAGGACUGAGCUUGUGCUAUCAAAGCUCCAACAGAAUUAACAUGUCUUUUGGGCAAGGUUUUCUAACUAUGCUCACCACCACAAACUUUGCACUCCAGAGAAAUGUGGAAAGAGAGCAAAAUAUGAUAUAUUUAGAUAUAGAUAUAUUUAAGAAGCAGCAUCGGUUCCGUUGUGUACAGAAAACGUAAAGGCAACAUGACAGAUGUGUAUUUUCAAUGUGAUUAGGAUUGUUGAUGGUUGAAAUCACUUGAUAUUUGACUGAGAUGAGGAGCUAGAGUGUUAUCUCUGCUGUGGUUGUAGCUGUUGUUGUCCCUGAGCAGAGUGAUCAAUAUCUAGUGUGCCAUUGCCCUGGCUCUCUGGGCCUCUGACCCACUAGGAAAGUGAUUGUAAGAACUUGAGCUUGUAAGAAAGUACAAAGAAACACAAAGUAAGAAACAUCUUAUUUUUCAUAUUUGGUCACUGUGUCCACAAUGAGACAUUUAUAUAUUUGUACUAUACUCUGUAUAUACAGAAGAGUUGCCACUUUCUUUAUGCUUGGACUGAAGCAAUGUUGGCUAGUGUUUGAUGAUAAGGAGAUAAACGUUUUGAGGUUGAAAUAAGUUUGUCUAUAGAGUUGUAAGAUGGAAAUUGUUUGGUUAAAGUGAAACAUUUCUUGUUACAUUUUCUUUUGAUUUUCACACUAAACUGUGGAACUGAUUGACUUUCUGAAUAUAAUAUUCACUACUGUUUGCCUUUUUAGGGGUCACAUAACAUUUUUAUUAUGAUUGUACAUUUGGAUUUCACCUGAUAAAGAAUGUUGCAGAUUAGGUUGUUUUGUUCAUAUACAACGUGUUGUAUUGAACCACCCCUUUUUUCCACUCAUGAUGAAUAUAUUAUAUGUAAGGGAUGAACGCAAACGUUAUAUACGUUACCUUGGAAAUAAUGGACCCUAGGUAAUGUACAGAACGUCAGCGUUUAUCCCACUCAUACCACAGUUGCCAAAGAAAACAAUACUAAAGCACACAUUUACCUGUAGAAAUAAAAUGGUUUUGUUUUAUAUUUUUAGAAGUUAAUUUAUACUUCCUCGUCUUCUGGUUGCCAGAGACGCGACCCAGUCGUUCGUUCGAUUAGUACUAUGUCUCGUUACUUUAGUUCGAUCACUAUGCAGGCUGGCAAUGUUCUUCUCUCGUCAUGUAGCAUAGCUAGUUUAUCCCGUGAUUGCACAUGUGGGACUAUUUGACAGCACGGUUCGUAGGCUAAAAAGGCUAAGGUUUAGCUAUAUAUUUAAUGGCUUAAAAAUACAUAUUUCAUCAAUAUAAAGGCAGUGUGCAGAUAUGUUUCCUUUGACGUUAUUGGAUUGUUUCCAACACAAGAAAAUAACUCCGAUGUGCAAGUACUUUUUUUCUUCUUCCAGUUUUCAAUAUAAUAAUGGCAUCAAAAAAACGAAUCAAUAUGAAACGUUUUUUUUAAAGAAACACCAAGACAGCCUACAUUUAAAAAAGUAAGAUUCAAAUAAUGCAAUAAGUUGUUUUGAUGUCAGGGGUUAACCAGCUUGUUAGGUUCUUCGGAGCUAGUUGUCUUGCCAGCUACUUGUUAAAAUUUAAUUGGAUGCUGCCAUUAAUGGUGAAAUGGGACAUCUUCAAGCCGCGGGGUAAGUCGAAUGACUCACUCGCUUGGUACCAUUUCCAUCUGUUUGUAUUGUUGUUGUUACUGCUGCUUGUGGUGGGGCUUUGUGGGCUCUCUACCUCAGAUGAGAGGAGGUGAUUCCAGCGCUUCCUCUCUGUCACAGAAGGCGCCCAGUAGCUCCUCAAACUGCUCUCGCACCUGUGCCUGGUUACAUUUAUAACUUGUAUGUACACCAGACCGGCAUUCGAUAGCAGCUCCACGGCUGUGCUCCGGAGGCUGCGGGUCGUGUAGUGCAUUGACAACCCGGCCUAUUCGUUGAGACACGGUAACAGGUUGCCGAGGUAGUGUACCACCAUCGGCUCUUAGAGUAGCCUACCAAAUGUCCUUCUUUGUUCAACUUGUGGGGACCGCAGUGGGUGGCGGUAAAGGGAUGUAGCGUCUUGGGGACACUUGGAGAGGUAUGUUUUCAAACUUGCCCGUGGGCGGUUUGGGUUGCCGGGCAAAGUAAAUAUUAACCCUUUGUGAUUCUCCUCAUUCGGCUCGUUCGCCUCUUGGUGGUUUUUCGUCUCUGCAUUGUGGAAGAGACGGAGGUGGCCGAAUCCACUCCAUCCUCGUCCGUCUUGACCUGGAAAGAGGAAGGUCUCAGUCUCGAUUUCCCUCUGGCCCCACGCUUAGCGAGAUACAGCUGGAUAACCAGCCUUCCUCACUAGACCUGUAGCUGUGUCGGGGGAAACCACAGGGGACUCUAGUAGCAGCUGGAGGUCAGCAGUAGAUAUGGGAAGGGGGAAGUGCUGACGACUUUCCCCGAUCUCCUAUACCUCUUCACAAGGGACUUGAAGAAGUCCUUGCAUGUUUUGAAGCUGUCAUUGGUCAUGAUGAUGUGCCGCAUUACAUGAUUUAUCCCGGCUACACAAAAUGAGGUACCGAGUACUCCUGUCCAUUUGUUGCGCGGAGGAUAUUGUUUAGCUCUUCUGGCCGGCAGCUGUCAAAUGUCCUUAUUCUCCUUGAGCCAAUCCCUUACUGUUUUAACUACGUAUUCUAUUGUUUUUCUCAUUAAUUGUUUUUCUUCAUGUCGCUCCACUUCAAUUUUGGUGAGCGUCACGUCCAUAACUGUCUGCUCUCUGUGCGUUUUCUAUUUAUAUUGAUAAAGGGACUUUAUUUCCACCAUUCAGGCUUAGGAUAACUCUUCGAAUUUAUAAAAAAUAAAAUGUCAUAAUUCCUCCAUCUUUUCUCAAUGUUUUAGGCUUGUAGCUAGGUGUAGGCUAAUCGUUGUAAAGUAGCUACUUUGUUUCACUGUCAGUUGUAAAUAUGUUGGCUCUUGUUACUUGUCUACGUCACGUGAUGUUUUCAUUCAUAAAUAGUUUUCAUUCAUAAAUGUGUAGUGAUUUAGAAUGUCCCGUUAUCUGGUUUUAAUGGCCAUUCUAGAAUGCCCUUCUAGCCAAUCAUAUCUGAGUUUUCAACAAUGCUGUGGUAUAGAUAUAGUGUUGAGGACAAUACCUGAACUGUGUACAUAUUUGAAUAUAGCUUCCAAAAAAUACCAAACCUAUAUUACCCUCAAGCCACGUAGACCAACAGUUGAAGGUGUGAUCAAGUCUUCUGCUUAUUUCAUAUGAGAGGUCUGCAGCGUUUGACCUCUUCACAAAGCUUUCCUGCUGAAGUUGGCCAAUACAAAUAACGCGGUAGCUUUAUCCACAGCUAGAACAAACUAAUGUAUGUUACGGUUCAGUGUCUGUCUGUGCAACAACACAAAGGAGGAUGGAAAGACAAGAGCAUCAAGCAGGUCUUCACUCCAGUUCCCAACACUGUCCAUCUGUAAGACAACUAGCACAGAGCAAACGCUGCAUUUACAUUUUUUCUAGCAUUAUUUGCUUUCAGCUAUAGGUUCUCUACCAGAGAGGAAAGGGACUGUAAAUGCCUGUUUUGGACCUUUCGGUUGAACGGUUAUAUCUUUUAAAAACUGCUACCAUGUCGAAGGUCAAAUCCACGUUAUUUUUGUGUUAUGUUUGAAUAUAUGAGUGAGGUCAGUUCUGAUUUAUUUUUUUAAUUAUUUUUUUAAAUGGCAGAGGAUGAGAACUAAAAACUUGCCAGAGAGCGAGAAAAUCAUGCUGCAUCCUUUACUUGAGGCUGAUGAGAUUGGAUGAGAUUGGUUAGCUCUCUCCCUGCACUCAGAGGUGACUGAAACCUGUGCAUACUGUAAAGUGAGUUUAUACUGUAUGUUACUAUUGACCAAAUGCUGCAUGAUGCCAGUACUAAUUGCAUGUGUUGCUAUAACGACUACACAACACGCACACACAAUUAAAAUAGUAUUGUCAAACUUGUAAUAUCUACACAUUUGUAAUGGUUGUUCCAGGAGGAGAGUGGCUGUGGAAUGGAAUUUGACAAUAAAACAUUCUUACCACAA
This is a messenger RNA of Oncorhynchus nerka (sockeye salmon), 12415 nucleotides long. RefSeq names its product ral GTPase-activating protein subunit alpha-1-like. Gene Ontology annotation, biological process: regulation of small GTPase mediated signal transduction; positive regulation of GTPase activity. Gene Ontology annotation, molecular function: GTPase activator activity. The record is from RefSeq and is a predicted model, not a curated record. Gene Ontology annotation, cellular component: cytoplasm; nucleus. NCBI's taxonomy places the organism in Eukaryota, Metazoa, Chordata, Actinopteri, Salmoniformes, Salmonidae.